AUGGGGCCGCCGGUGGUGGGGCGCUUGUGGGGCUCGCUGGCGCUGCUGACCAAGCCGGCUGAGUUCAAGCUCUUCUUCCACCGCUGCCCCUUCCAGGGUGGCUUCACCCUCGCCGCUGGCCUGAGUGAGUGCCUGGCCUUCUUGCGUACCUUCCGCUUCUCCAAGGCAGAUAUUGAGUAUCUGGAGUCAGUCCUUCCCAUCACCACGGAGAAAGCGUUCUUCGAUUACUUGCGCACCGUGGAUGCAUCUGAAGUCUCCGUCGCAUCGGUACCGGAGGGCUCUGUGGUCUUCUCCAGGGUGCCGAUAUUCCAGGUCAAGGGCCCUUUGCUAGUGGUGCAACUUCUAGAGACCACCCUGCUGUGUUUGGUGAACUACGCCAGCCUCGUGGUGACGAAUGCAGCCAGGUUCCGCCUGACCGCGGGCCCAGACAAGAAGCUGAUGGAGAUGGGGCUGCGCCGGGCCCAGGGACCAGACGGGGGCCUCUCUGCUUCCAAGUAUUCCUAUGUGGGCGGUUUCGACUUUACCAGCAACGUCUUAGCAGGGAAACUCUAUGGGAUUCCAGUGCGGGGAACCGUGGCCCAUUCCUUCGUGUCUUCCUUCACCUCGCUGGCGGAGGUGAACCCACGGGUCCUGCGGCCCCUGUGUGGCGGAGGGGAGCCGGUGGACUUUCCUUCCCUCGUGGAGUCUUGGCUCGGCAAGGUUUGCCAGUUACUCCAAGUCCCCCUGGAGCGAGUGAACCGCGGGGAGCGGGCGGCCUUUGUGUCCUACGCCAUCACCUUUCCUCACAACUUCCAAGGCCUGGUGGACACCUACUGCGUCAUGAGAAGCGGCAUUCCAAACUUCUGCGCCGUAGCCCUGGCGCUGAACGAGCUGGGAUACCGAGCCAUCGGCGUACGCCUGGACAGCGGGGACCUGGCCCGGCAGUCGGUGGAAAUACGGCAGGUGUUUCGGACCUGCAGCACACACUUUCAAGUUCCCUGGUUCGAACGGGUCCCCAUCGCGGUCAGCAACGACGUGAGCGAAGGGAGCCUCAAGGAGUUGGUGCAGGAGGGAAAUGAAAUCGACAUGAUUGGCGUUGGGACUCACCUAGUGACGUGCCCGCUGCAACCUUCCCUGGGCUGUGUCUACAAGCUGGUGACAGUCAAUGGCUGCCCACGACUGAAGGUGACCGAAGACGAAGAGAAGACCACGAUCCCGGGAAGCAAAGUGGUUUACAGGUUUUGGGAUGCGGCUGGAUUCCCGCACAUGGACCUCAUGGCUUUGGAAGAAGAGCCUCCCCCUAGGGCCGGGGAGGAAGUUGAGUUCUGCUUGCUGGGAAGAACCAGAGAAGCCAGAAAGGUGACUCCCACCGCUGUGGAGAUCCUACACCGUCUGUACCUCAAAGAUGGACAGGCCUCCUUGAGCAAGCUCAGCCCUGCCCACAAGAGGCUGCAGGAUCCAGAGGCCUACCAGGUCGCCGUGACGCAGAAGCUCCACGUGCUCCUGACCGACCUUCAGCGAGACAGCCACUGAACCACCGCUCUUCGCAAACAUCAGCCCGGGAUUCGAAUGGCGAGCGGAGCCACCUCUUGCUCCAGACACACGCCCUUCCCUUUCGUUUGAAGAACUGAAUGCCUUUCUUUGCGACCCCUAGGGCUUGGUCUGUGUAUCUAGUUUCUCCUUGAUAGUUUGGCGCAGACACAACAGCCUGGCAGUGGCGCCCAGAAUCCCGUAGCCUGCCAAGGAGAAGCGCUGAUCUCCGUUUCCCCAGAUGCUUCUGCCCCUGUAUCCUCUAGGGCAGCGAUACGCAAUGGCUCCGGAGCCACGUGUGGCUUUCUGACGUUCCACCUCUCAUCUGCCCCCAUGUUCCAGGAAAACAGGAGACACCGUUGCCCCGUAGGGCUUCUGGUUUGCAAGCGGUUCCCACCUUAAAACAGCUAACCACAGAGAAGAGGGUAAAACCACCUCCCGGGGAAAGAGCAAGCUGCUCACAGUAUAUGUGUGUGUGUAGGGGGGUGAUUUUACUCCCCGUCUUCUGCAGCUUUGGGGCAUUCUCUCACCUGCGCUGCGGUGCCUCCUGCCGGGGAGACUGAGAAGGCCAAGUGGGAACGUAGGAAUAGCCCUGCUGGAUUGGACCAAUGGUGCACGUCGUCCAGCAUCCUGUCUCACGCACUGGCCAAUGAGGUCCUUCAUAAUAACAAUUGAUUGGCACAGUAAUGAGUUAAUACGGAGAACAAGAAAAACUGUGAAAA
This is a messenger RNA of Gekko japonicus, 2231 nucleotides long. RefSeq names its product nicotinate phosphoribosyltransferase (gene NAPRT). Gene Ontology annotation, molecular function: nicotinate phosphoribosyltransferase activity. Gene Ontology annotation, biological process: NAD+ biosynthetic process. Lineage: Eukaryota; Metazoa; Chordata; Lepidosauria; Squamata; Gekkonidae. The transcript has 13 exons. The record is from RefSeq and is a predicted model, not a curated record. Bases 1 to 1512 code for a protein of 503 amino acids.